UCCGAAAGCAGUACUUGCAUAGCAACCGACGAGUGAACAUCGCGAGUUCAAGCGAAUUUCUCGUUGCCUAAACGACACAAAGCAAUAACAUUUCAAAUAACGUUUUCUUCAAUUUCAUCGCAUAACAAGACUUAAAAAUCAUCAUGUCUCUGGUACCAUUGCUGUUCUCCGACUGGUGGGAGGAUUUGGACCGCCCGCACCGACUGCUGGAUCAGAAUUUCGGUUUGGGUCUGUACCCGGAACAAUUGCUGUCCCCCAGCCGCAUGGAGCUGUAUUUGCAACCACGAAGAAGAGCAUCGUACUACAGACCCUGGGCUGAUUUGCUUCGCACGAGCGAGGGAGGUGCAUCGACCGUUCAGGCCGACAAGGACAAGUUCCAGGUAGUGCUCGAUGUCCAGCAAUUCGAGCCUAACGAGAUCGACGUUAAAGUCGUCGACAAGUUUGUGGUGGUCUCGGCGAAGCACGAAGAGAAACGCGACGAACAUGGCUGGAUCUCCCGUCAGUUCAUGAGAAAAUACAUGAUACCGGAACAGUGCGAUCUCGACCAGGUUCAGUCGAAGCUUUCCUCCGACGGUGUACUUACCAUCACUGCACCAAGGAAGGACCAACCUAAGAUCGAGAACGAGAGAACCAUUAAGAUCGAGCACACCGGCAAACCGGCGAUCCAGAAUAAACCGUCGAAACAGCAGCAGCAGCAGCAGAAGCAGGGCGAGGAGAAGAAAGAAGAGAAGAAGUGAAGAGGUUCCGUACUACUAUCUGCCAUUCAUGAUAUUCCUAUUCGAUAUAGUCAUUAAUCGUUUAUCUACGGUUUAAAAAUAUUAUAGUAUUUUAUAUGUUAUUAGUUCACCAACGUUCAACGAUAGGUUUUUAUAUUUAUAAGUUGUCAUUUCGUUUCAUAGCAUAUCAUUUCGUUUUCGUUAGAGAUUAAUAUACGUAUGUGUAUAUAUUCUCUGUCAGUAAGAAGACUAUUAAAGACAAUGUGUGUCAUUUUUUUA
Megachile rotundata (alfalfa leafcutting bee) is the source of this 995-nucleotide messenger RNA. Its product is annotated as protein lethal(2)essential for life. Lineage: Eukaryota; Metazoa; Arthropoda; Insecta; Hymenoptera; Megachilidae. Gene Ontology annotation, biological process: protein refolding; response to heat. The record is from RefSeq and is a predicted model, not a curated record. Gene Ontology annotation, cellular component: cytoplasm; nucleus.